Molecule: messenger RNA, 2523 nt
Organism: Zychaea mexicana
Lineage: Eukaryota; Fungi; Mucoromycota; Mucoromycetes; Mucorales; Lichtheimiaceae
Product: Muskelin N-terminus-domain-containing protein
Exons: 14
Coding region: 1-2523 (840 amino acids)
Cellular component (GO): cytoplasm
Molecular function (GO): protein binding
Source: RefSeq, a predicted model, not a curated record
AUGUCUUCUUCCUUUGUUGACGACUGUAUCAACGCUGCCGCGGAUCCAUUUCCCGUGGCUGCUGGUGCUGGUGCUGCUACUACCACAGCAGAGCCCAAUACUGGUAGUGGCAAGGUAUUUGAGAAACCUCUCCGCUAUUCCCCGUCGUCGUCGUCUUUGUCGUCUUUGUUAUGCCGCCCGCCAUCUUCCUUCAACUCUCAAUGGCACAAUGCAUCGCCUCCCAACAUUUAUGGAGGGUUGGCUAAAAUUGGAGACGACUCAAGCCGUAGCUCUGAUCGAGCCGAAAGUCCACAAGUCAGGCUGUCGUAUACUGUGCAUGAUUUUUCUUCGUACUGUGGUACAUACCAUCCUAAUAGUAUUCGCGAAAAUAAACCUGCCGAACAGUCGUCGCGAUGGUCAUCGGGAACUCACGAUCAGGCGCAAUUCGUAAUGUUACGUCUUGAUAAGCCGGUAGUUGCCUGUGCCAUCACGUUUGGCAAAUUCCAUCGAGCCCAUGUAUGUAACCUUAGAGAAUUCAAGGUGUACGGCGGUAUGGACACAGAUGACAUGGUGGAGUUGCUGCAUACAGGUUUGCAAAACAACACAGAACCCGAGUCGUUUUCUUUGCUUUAUGCUCUGCGUAACCUGAUAUUCCCGGUGCAAUACAUAAAAAUCGUUCCUCUUGCUACGUUUGGCCCUAAUUUCAAUUACAGUAUCUGGUUUGUCGGGCUCAAAGGCCAUAGCGAUGAAAGAACCAUGAAUCAAGUCAUGUAUGAGUAUCAGAAUUACCGAGAAAUGGAAACGAUCCGACUAUGCUUGAAGCAUUUUCGCCAAAGAAACAUGAUGGAUAUAUUCUAUCUGAUCCAAGAUCGAACCGGCGUUGAGCUCGAGAAUUCCUUUCUCACUCAACUACACAAGCAUCUUGUUCAAGAUGCUGAUUUUACAGCAGCGGAGCAAGUUUUGGAAGCAGCUCAUGCACGUCAUAUCUUCAAGGAUUAUGCAGCAAAUGCAGAGUAUACGCCUAUCUGGAAGCGAAUAUGGGCUACCAAUGAAGAUGGUGAUGCCCCAUGCGGUCGAGGAGGUCACCAGAUGUGCAUUGAUGUGGAAGAAGAAAAAAUCUAUCUGUUUGGCGGAUGGAACGGAUACUGUGAUUUGUCCGAUUUGUGGUGCUAUCAUAUUCGUGAAGGUCGUUGGCGACUACUUAGUGCUGAUACGAGAGAUCAAGGUGGCCCUGGCCCUCGAUCAUGUCACAAGAUGUGCUUUGAUCCAGAUACGAAAUCUAUUUUUGUUUUGGGUCAAUUUGUUGAACCAUCUGCUAUCUUAACGACCAACUUGGACUCGGACUUUUUCAGAUACUUUGUUGAAUAUGAUCAAUGGGUCAAGAUCAGUGAUAAUACUGCGAGAGAUGGGGGCCCUGAAUUGAUUUACGACCAUCAAAUCUGUAUCGACUCUAAAACUUCUGAACUCUAUGUAUUCGGAGGACGAGUCGCAUUCGUGGAUCCAAAUGGUCACAAUUAUGGCGGCUUGUACUCGUACCAUAUCCCUACAAACACUUGGCAGCUCAUCCGUAUCUUCUUGUCAUCUGGCCCGCAAAACGCGAUGAAUUUCAAUCGGUUUGACGACAAUUCACGUGUCGGUCACUCGAUGCUAUUUAAUCCAUGUACGCGAGGUUUGUACAUAUUCGCUGGCCAACGUGUCAAGGAUUAUUUGGCCGACUUGUACUGCUACACGAUCGACAACGACCACCUCGUAGAAUUGGCACCUGAGCAUUCAAAAAGCUUUGGGCCCAGGGCCGGAUUCACACAGCGAGCGACAAUCGAUCCGACCGCACAGGAAAUCCACGUGUUUUCAGGAUAUCGCGUGCGGCAAGGAUCCGAUACAAUCGUGAGUGAAUUCUGGGUAUACAACAUUGAGCAAAAUCAGUGGAAGAAUGUGUACCAAACAGACAAGCGAUGUGACGAAAAUGGCAAAAGCGAGCGCCCUUGCCCUCGCUAUGCACAUGACAUGGUCUACAAUCCAGUCACCAAGACACAGUAUAUCUUUGGUGGCAAUCCUGGUGAACAGCGACAACCACAGCUAGGCGCCUCUAUUGAAAACGGUUGCAAACGGCUGUCUGAUUUCUGGGCGCUUCAAUUGACAAAGCCAGAUCCUGCUGGUGUCUUUAGAAAGUGUUUGCUUAUGCUUCGAAUGCAAAGACUUGAGGAGCUAUGCAAGCUUGCCAAUCGACGAAGGAUGGUGCCCGGCAAUGUGUGUGACGAAACACUGCAAGCUUUAGAGUAUUUGCAAAGCCAAGUUGCGGUUUUGGUCGACCAUAAUAUUGAGGAAGAAUCCAACCAAUUUCAUCAACUAUGCGCGAAACUAUGUCUUUUGCCACCAGUACCUCCAUCAUCAUCAUCACCAUUAUCAUCAUCGGAAAUAACUGCUAGUAACGAGGACGAAUCAUUUGAAGAACGCACACAGCUAUUUGAGAAAAUACUGGAUUACUUGCCGACAGAAAUGAAAGAGCCAUCUGGACAACUACUAGACGCAGUCAAGUUUGUCUAG